Messenger RNA from Lycium ferocissimum, 3425 nucleotides. RefSeq lists its product as uncharacterized. The record is from RefSeq and is a predicted model, not a curated record. Gene Ontology annotation, biological process: lipid metabolic process. Lineage: Eukaryota; Viridiplantae; Streptophyta; Magnoliopsida; Solanales; Solanaceae. The transcript has 14 exons. The coding region runs from base 151 to 3210 and encodes 1019 amino acids.
AAAAAAAAAAAAAAAAGGAAAAAAAAAGACGAAAGGUUCUUUCACUUUUGGGCAUAUGCCUUAACAAUAGCAUUCGAAUUGGGCAUCCCUCGUACAAUCACGCAAAUGCAACCACAAUCCAAAGGGUAGUAAUUUAGGGUUAGUGAACAAAUGGAGUCAUUACAAAGGAGAGUAGAAUCAUGUAUCAGAGGUCAAAGAUUGAGAAUCACAUGGCCACAGCAAUGGAAGAUGGUUGUACGUUGGCCUUGGGCUGAUGCGAGAGAGCAAAGGAAACUUAUUCAGGAAGAAUAUAUGAGAAGGAAGAAGCAACUUCAGGAUCUAUGUAAUGCUGUUAAGGCUGAAUCUGUUAAUGAUUUGCAGGAUAUACUUUGUUGCAUGGUGCUUUCUGAAUGUGUUUAUAAGAGACCUGCAGCUGAAAUGGUGCGGGCAGUGAAUAAAUUUAAGGCCGACUUCGGAGGAGAAGUUGUUUCCUUAGAGUGCGUUCAACCUUCUUCAGAUCAUGUUCCACACAGGUAUCUUUUGGCGGAAGCAGGAGAUACACUAUUUGCUUCCUUUAUUGGGACCAAGCAAUAUAAGGAUGUCAUGGCUGAUGUGAAUAUAUUUCAAGGUGCCUUAUUCCAUGAGGAUGCUGUUGAAGAUAUUCAUGGUCUUGAACCUAUAGAGUCUGGUCAGGUGGACGCUCAGAGGAACAAUAUAGAGAGCCACUCUAAACUUUUGGAAUCUAAGACUAGUUCAACGAAUCUGACUCAAAAACCUGCUGCUCACAGGGGUUUCAUGGCACGUGCUAAAGGCAUACCUGCAUUGGAGCUGUACAGGCUUGCCCAGAAAAAGAAACGCAAACUAGUGUUAUGUGGGCAUUCACUUGGUGGAGCAGUAGCAGUCUUAGCAACCCUCGCGAUUCUGAGGGUUGUUGCUGCUUCAUCAAAAGAUAAUGAAAAAGUUCAGGUGAAAUGUAUCACCUUUUCCCAACCACCAGUGGGAAAUGCUGCAUUGAGAGACUAUGUGAAUGGGAAAGGUUGGCAGCAUCAUUUCAAAACCUACUGUAUUCCAGAAGAUUUGGUGCCCCGCAUCUUAUCUCCUGCUUAUUUUCAUCAUUAUAAUGCACGGUCUCUGCCAAUACCUUCUGAUGGUGGAGCUUCAGUAUCUGCGUCAAAAUCUAGUGAAUUGUCAUUACUGAAGCAGAAAACUGAAAAUGCAAGAAAUAAUGAAGGAGAGCAGCUGGUGUUGGGUGUAGGUCCAGUGCAGAAUUCCUUUUGGAGGCUUUCGAGGCUUGUGCCUUUAGAAGGUGUUAGGAAGCAGUUGUAUAGAUACAGAGGAAAGAAAGUUGAACCUCUUGGGACAUCUAAUGAUUCUGUUUCAGUGCCAUCAGUCAAUGAUAUAAGUAAUACCCCUCAGUCUCUUGAAAUUCAAGAAGGUUCUGAUGGCAUUUCUCUCCGACCAUUGCCUACGGAUGAAGAGAUUCUUGGUGAUGGUAAACUGGGUAAAUCUGUAGCAGAAAGUAAUUCCAAAAAUGGGGACAAGAAGGGGUGGCGCCGCAUGCCUUACUUACCGUUGUAUGUACCAUUUGGACAGCUUUAUCUCCUGGAGGAUUCAUCUGUGGAGUUUCUAUCUGGGGCAGAAUACUCAAAAUUGACAUCGGUUAGAUCUGUACUUGCCGAAGUAAAGGAAAGGUUUCAGUCUCAUUCGAUGAAGUCAUACAGGUCUCGAUUUCAGAGAAUCUAUGAACUUUGCACGAGCGAUGACAUAAUACCUUUCCUGGGGAUUGAACAAAUGCAGCAAUUUCCACAGUUACAGAAAUGGUUAGGCAUUUCUGUUGGUGGAACUGUUGAUCUUGGACGCAUUGUGGAGUCCCCUGUCAUCCGUACUGCCACUUCCCUUGUUCCACUCGGAUGGAGCGGUAUUCCUUGUGGGAAGAAUGCAGAUCCUUUGAAAGUUGACAUAUCUGGUUUUGGGUUACAUCUGUGUACACUUGUUGAGGCUCGAGUAAAUGGGCGCUGGUGUUCAACCUCGGUGGAGUCUUUUCCAUCACCCCCGGCUCACUCACCAGAUCAUGCCGAACAAUCAGAAGUUCAAAAUAUGCGAGUACUAGUUGGAGCUCCUCUGAGGCGACCCCCUAAGCACCAUAUGGUGGAGGAUAUACCUAUGUUUUCUUCAAUUGAUUCAUCCUAUGUUGAUACGAGAUUGAAGCAAAAUGUAUCCAAGGUAGAAGGGAGGAAUUUCGUACUCCCAGAUGGUUUAGAUGAUUUCGUCAUAUUUUGUGCAACUGAUUUUUCAACUGUCUGGAAAGAGGUUAAUCUGAGAACCCGUAGGGUUAGGUUAAUUGGCCUUGAGGGCUGUGGUAAAACCUCUCUUUUGAAAGCUAUUCUGGAUCGAGGCCGAAGUGCUCGCACUGUGAGUAUUGAAAAUCUAAAUGCAGAUGAUGAUGUUCAAGAGGGAAUUGCCGGUGGCUUGUGCUAUUCUGAUUCAGCUGGAGUUAAUCUGCAGAAUCUGAACAUGGAGGCAACACAUUUCAGGGAUGAACUGUGGAAAGGAAUUCGCGAUAUUUGUAAGAAAACCGAUUUGAUUAUACUCGUACAUAACCUAUCUCAUAGAAUUCCUCGCUACAAAGACUCAAAUGCUUCGCAACCACAACCUGCCAUGUGCCUUCUCCUAAAUGAGGCAAAAUCUCUUGGAAUACCUUGGAUACUUGCCAUUACAAACAAGUUUUCUGUUAGCGCACACCAGCAAAAGGCAGCUAUUAAUGCUGCUCUGAAGGCAUAUCAAGCAUCUCCUACCACAGCUGAGGUUAUCAACUCAUGUCCUUACAUUACGCCCAGUGCUGCUGGUGCUCCUCAAUCUUGGUAUACAGAAGGGAAAGAUCCUGAGGGGAUGACUGGUGCCCAAAAGCUUCUUUUUGCUCCACUUGAACUAGUCCGAAGGCCUUUCCAGAAGAAAGCAUCUGUUCUCCCUGUUGAUGGGGUAUCUUCUUUGUGUGAGCUUGUCCACCGCGUACUAAGGAGCCAUGAAGAAGCUGCUUUGCUGGAGUUUGCCAGAGACAGGCUCUUUGUGGAAUUGGCUCGGGAGAGAGCAGCAGCUGCAAAUGCAAUUCAAGAUUCUAAGGCAAAGGCCGAUUCUCUGAAUGCUGCGGCUAUUGGUGCUUCACUUGGUGCUGGUUUGGGCAUUGUAUUAGCUGUUGUCAUGGGUGCAGCUUCUGCUUUGAGGAAGCCGUAAUUCUUCUGUUGGGUGCCGUAGGCUCGGCUAUAAAUGGUGUAUAGGAAGGCUUUAGUUAUCUUAAUCCGUCGUGUAUAUGUAGCCAUUCUUUUUAUUUUAUGACUGUACAAAAUAUUUAUUGACACGUUGAUAAUUAAGUAGGUUCUGUGUAUAUUUACUUGGGCUUCUCUACUGGAGCGGAUCUAGGAGUAGUAAAAAUUUCACGGGACACCCUA